Rubroshorea leprosula is the source of this 3104-nucleotide messenger RNA. The record is from the annotation of a GenBank genome assembly. NCBI's taxonomy places the organism in Eukaryota, Viridiplantae, Streptophyta, Magnoliopsida, Malvales, Dipterocarpaceae.
CUAUAAUUAAUUUCCACAAGUUCGAAACCAACAUACCCAAAGAAAUCAUGGCUUCACUCUUAAUUCGCUUCUUUCGUGUAAACUUGCUUUUCUUGAUGAUCUCUUUCUUUCAACUAUCUUUGCAACAACCAUUGUGUCAUAAAGACGAGCGUCUUGCCCUAAUGCAAUUCAAAGACAAUUUUGUCAUUGAAAGGCAUGCAUCUGUUGAUCCGUUUGCUUAUCCUAAAGUUGAUCUCUGGAAAUCUCAAGGGAUUGAUUGCUGCUCUUGGGAGGGCAUUCGGUGUGACCUGUAUACUGGUCAUGUCACAAGUCUUGAUCUUAGUAGCAGUUGUCUUUUUGGUUCUAUCAAUUCCAACAGCAGCCUCUUUCACCUUAGUAAUCUUGAAUACCUCAACCUUGCCUUCAAUGACUUCAAUUACUCUAAGAUACCAUAUGCUUUAGGUAAUCUUUCCAGGUUAGCUUAUCUCAACCUCUCUUAUUCUUUAUUAUUUGGUCAAGUACCGAAGGAAAUUUCAAAACUCUCCAAGUUAGCUACGCUUGACCUGUCUUUCAAUCUUGAUUCUUCAUAUCAAGGAUUGUUGGAACUCAAAAACCCUGAUUUAAACAGCCUAAUUCAUAACUUCACUAGGUUAGAACACCUUGACCUUUCUUUUGUUAAUAUAAAAUCUCCAAUUCCAAGUGUGCUUGCGAAUCUGUCAUCAUUGACAUUUCUCUAUCUCACUAAUUGUGGAUUGUUUGGAAAGUUUCCCAAAGCUAUCUUCCAACUAUCAAAACUUGAGUAUCUUAAUGUGAGGGACAAUUGGGGUCUUACCGGUAGUUUGCCUGAAUUUCACUUUAGCUAUCCACUUAAGGAAUUAUCAGUUGCUAACACUGGUUUUUCUGGUGAGUUUCCAGCAUCAUUUGGGCGUCUUAGCUCUUUAGAAUAUUUGAAAGUUAGAAAUUGCAACUUUUCAGGAUUAUUGCCAUCUUCACUUUCAAAUCUCACUGAGCUCACUAGAUUUGACAUCUGUAAUAAUUCCUUCAAGGGAUCAAAGGCUCCUUUUUUAUCAAACCUCACACAACUAACAAUUGUAUGUCUUGGUUGGAAUCAGUUCACUUUUAGUGAGAUCCCUUCUUUUGCUAGCUUGACUCAUCUCCAUGUGUUAGACCUUUCCUUUAGUCAUAUCCCCGGUCAAUUUCCAUCUUGGCUUGUGAACUUAACCCAAUUGACAUAUUUGUGUCUUCGCAAUAAUAUGUUAGAAGGGUCACUACCAAGCUCAAUUUCUACACUCAAGAACCUAGAAGCAUUUGAUGUUGGAUUUAACAACUUGAGUGGAAUAAUGGAGUUUCAAACAUUUUUUGGGCUUAGAAAUCUUAAAUAUUUGCUUUUAUCCUAUAAUACUUUUUCAUUGUCAACCAAAACCAUUGUUAAUAGCACAAUUCCAAAGUUUGCAAGGCUAGAACUAGGUUCAUGUAAUCUAAGAGAGUUCCCGGACUUCUUGCAUAGCCAAAAUCAGCUUAGUAUCCUUGAUCUUUCAUCCAACAAUAUUCCUGGCCAUAUUCCUAAAUGGUUGUUGAAAAUGAGUGCACACUUGUGGUGGUUGGAUCUUUCUAAUAACUCUUUGACAAGUUUCGAAGAAUCCUCUUUUGUCAUUCCUUCUAGUCUAUCCUUUCUAAGCCUUAGUUGGAACUUUCUCACAGGGUCUCUACCCAUUCCAUCAAGUUCCCAACUCAUCCUCUACAAUGUGGCAAAAAAUAAAUUUAGUGGAGGAAUCCCACCCACAUUUUGCAAUAUGAGUUCUCUAGUGUUUCUUGAUCUGUCUCAUAAUAACUUGAGUGGAAUUAUACCACAAUGUCUGGGCAACGUCAGCAAGUCUUUAUGGUUUUUGAAUUUGGAAGAAAACAAUUUCUAUGGUUCCAUUCCUGAAACUUGGGAAAUUGGAAAUGAACUCAAGAUGAUUAAAUUGGGACAUAAUAAUUUGCAAGGAAAGUUGCCAAGAUCAGUGUCCAAUUGCAAAAUGCUAGAGUAUCUUGAUCUUAGUAACAAUAAAAUCAGAGACACUUUCCCCUCUUGGUUGGGAGUUCUUCCCCAAUUAAAGAUUUUCAUUUUAUGUUUUAAUGGGUUCUAUGGUGCAAUCAAUGGUCCAGAGUCAGAUCUCUUGUUUCCCAAACUUCACAUUGUUGACCUUUCUCACAAUGAAUUUGAGGGGACUUUGCCAAUGGAGUACUUUAAGAGAUGGAAUGUCAUGACAAAUCUUGAUGAGGGGAACACAACAUACUUGCAAGCAAAUUCCACUUUCUUGCUGAAUAAUUCUACCGUGCCUUCUCAUGUUCUUUACACAAUUACAAUAACAAACAAAGGGAAGAAGAUGGAAUACCCAAAGAUCUUUGGGAUUUUCACGGCCAUUGAUCUCUCUUGUAACAAAUUCGAAGGAGAGAUCCCAGAAGUGGUAGGAAAUUUAACAAGACUUCAGCUUCUCAACCUCUCCAACAACAUGCUUACUGGUCCAAUCCCACCAGCCUUGGGAUUUUUGACAAACCUUGAAGCACUAGACCUUUCUCAUAACAAGCUCACUGGAAGAAUUCCUUGGCAACUAACGCAUCUCAAUUUCCUUGAAGUCUUCCGUGUGACUGAUAACAAUUUGACAGGACCUAUCCCAAAAGGCCAACAAUUUGAUACAUUUGAAAGUAGCUCAUUUGAUGGGAAUGCAGGACUUUGUGGAAUGACACUGUCAAAGAAAUGUGAUCACUCGGAGUCCAAGGCUUUGCCUCCAUCUUCAACCUCAGAAGAAGACUCUGGAUUCCUAGCUGAGUUUGGUUGGAAAAUAGUGUUGUUAGGUUAUGGAUGUGGAUUUGUUGUUGGUGUGGUCAUUGAGAUCACUGUUUUCACAAGAAAACCUAAAUGAUUUAUGAAGACCCUUUGAAUCAAACAGCCAAGAAGGCAAACGAGGGGCCAUGAAAGAUCAAACAAGAGGAUAAAUUGAAGAUUAAUAUCUCCAUCUAUUAGUGCACUAGAGUGUUUCUUUGUAUGUUUCUUUUUCCUAUUUUUCCCUAUAUUUUAUGGAUUGCAAGUCAAGUUUAGUAUAAGAAUAAUGUAUGAUAUGUAAUAUAAUUUUAAUUUGCAU